GACAUAAAAUUCGGGCAAUUCGGCAUAUGGCCCAUUGACACAUAAAACCCAGCAAAGGCAAUUUUCCUUUGCGGUUAGAGUCUCACCAAUGAACUGUACGCAGCGUGCCUUCCCAACGUUCACAUUCCCCGCUAACCAUUCUUCUCCCAAACGCCUAAUUUCCCCCAUUUUUACUCCCUUCAUCUCCCAAACGCUCCCAAAUCCCAGGCCCCUCAUUUUCCCGUACAAAGCCCUCAAACCAGCGAAGAAGAUAAGACUCCCAAGUAGAGCUUCCUUGAGCGAUAAUAGUGAAUCCUGGAAAUGGGUGAAGUGGUUGCCCACCGGAGCUCUCGCUGCCGAUAAGGUUCUGAGGCUGAUUGCGGGCGCAACCGCCAGCCCCAUUUACCAGUUUGUAUCGUCGCCCACCACUUUUCUUCAUUCCGUGGAUCCUCGAGUGAAACUGGUAUGGCUUUUGGCUUUGGUGGUUCUACCAGCAAGGUCACAUGUAAUAAUGCGUUUAGGACUUGUGAUAUACUUGACUUUUCUGUCAAUAUGGGUUCUCCCAAGACAGGUUUGGAUGGACCAAUUGGGAAGAGUGUAUCUGCUUUCAGGAAUUUUAUUUCUUAUGUUGGGGUUGGGUUCAGAUGGUGUACCGCCCCUUGUCCAGUUGAGAACCCCUCCACCUUCGAUGAUGGGAUUGCCUAAUCUUCCUGCUUCUUUGGGAGGUUAUUCAUAUUUAAUUAUGAAGUUGGGACCAUUUCAAUUUACAAGAAAAGGCUUGUCGGUAGCAAGCACUGCUGCGUGUUUAACAUUCACUGUCUUCCAAAGUGCAAGCCUUUGCCUGACAACCACUACCCCUGAACAACUUGCAUUUGGGUUGCGAUGGUUUAUGCUUCCUUUGACAUGUAUUGGUGUCCCAGUGGCUGAAAUUAUUCUUACCCUCAUGCUUUCAUUGAGGUUCGUCAGUCUAGUGUUCGAUGAGGUCCGUAAUGUUGCAUUGGGAAUUGUUUCUCGUAGGAUAAAUUGGCAGCAAUUGACGAUGAUGGAGACAAUCGAUAUUUUCUUUAUCUACCUGCGUCGGAUCUUCAAAAAUAUAUUUAGCCAUGCAGAGCAGAUUUCCCAGGCAAUGAUCAUCAGAGGGUUUAGAGGGGACAGCAACACGCAUAAAAUUCACUUUCUUUCAGGCUCGUCCAUUGGUAUGGCAGAUAUUGUUUCUUUGCUGUUCCUAGUUGGUGUUACAGGUGCUGCCCUUUUGUCUGAUUACUUCCUUGUGUGAUACUCACGCCCACUUGCUCUGGUAAGUUCUCUGGUAAGGGAGCUUCUCUCUGUUUCCGAGACUAAACAUCUAUUUGGACUCGUCCCCUUUUAUCUUUAGUGGGGAUGCAUGUUACUUUACAACUUGUAACUUUUGCAAUUUAUUAUUUUCAAAUUCACAAUUCAUACAGAGAAGCAUUUAGAGGUGCAUCCUAUUGACUAUUUAUCGCCAGUGCCUGCCAACCAAAUUGCAAGUUGUUUAUCUAAUAUAUAAGUUAAGAAGUCAUUUCUCAA
Messenger RNA from Juglans microcarpa x Juglans regia, 1527 nucleotides. RefSeq names its product protein ABCI12, chloroplastic. The coding region runs from base 89 to 1255 and encodes 388 amino acids. Lineage: Eukaryota; Viridiplantae; Streptophyta; Magnoliopsida; Fagales; Juglandaceae. The record is from RefSeq and is a predicted model, not a curated record. The transcript has 8 exons. Gene Ontology annotation, cellular component: chloroplast.